This is a messenger RNA of Stegastes partitus (bicolor damselfish), 4734 nucleotides long. It is a transcript of the gene eeig1a, whose product is annotated as estrogen-induced osteoclastogenesis regulator 1a. The transcript is spliced from 11 exons. Bases 1 to 1056 code for a protein of 351 amino acids. The record is from RefSeq and is a predicted model, not a curated record. NCBI's taxonomy places the organism in Eukaryota, Metazoa, Chordata, Actinopteri, Pomacentridae.
AUGAGACUUGUCAGAGAUUCACGUCUUCCUGCUGUGGUUUUUUGUUCUUCCAGGGAGGAGGUUCAGGAACACUGUGUUCGCUGGAGGAAGAGGUUCACCUUUGUGUCUAAGAUGAGCGCCAACCCUCACACCGGAGUCCUGGACCCAUCUGUCUGCAGGGUUUCAGUCAGGAAGGAACUCAAAGGAGGAAAAGCGUAUACGAAGCUGGGCUUCACGGACCUCAACAUGGCCGAGUUUGCCGGUUCCGGGUCGACGGUGCGCUGCUGCCUGCUGGAGGGAUACGACACCAAGAACACGCGGCAGGACAACUCCAUACUGAAGGUGAUCAUCGGGAUGACCCUUCUGUCUGGAGAUCCCUGUUUUAAAACGCCUCCGAGCACAGCCAAGUCCAUCUCCAUCCCCGGACGGGAACACACCCUGCAGCCGGACUGUAAGGGGGAAGGAACCGCCGAGCCCGGCCCGGCCGGAGGGGUUUCUCUGGGCCGGUCCUCCAAGCCUCGGCCCUCCAUCAUCAGCUCAGGUCUCCUGGACGAGUCGGAGGCCAGUCAGAACCAACCAGAAGCCUUCCAGUCCGGUCACUCUCGUAACUCCAGCUAUGCCAGCCAGCACAGCAAAUUCUCAGGCUACAGCACUGAGCACUCCUGCUCCUCCAGCCUGUCCGACCUCACUCAUCGCAGGAAUACCUCGACGGGCAGCAGCACCUCCGGCGGCCUGUGUUUCACCGCCGACACACCUCCAGAGGGUGACAAGGACGCCGGACGUCCGGAGAGACCCCCUCGACCCCCGCGGCCCGUCUUACCCCCCAACAGGCCUCCCAGGAGGAAGCAGGACUCAGUGGAGAGUCACCCCUCCUGGGUGAACGACACUCGCAUCGAUGCCGACGACAUUGUGGAGAAAAUUGUCCAAAGCCAAAACUUUGCAGAUAUCAACAACACUGAAGACAGCAACCUGCGACUGUUCGUCAGCAGAGACGGAACCACGGCGCUCAGCGGCAUCAGGCUCGGAAACAGGGUUUCUGCAGGCGGCUACGAGCCCGUGGUGAUAGAAAGCCAUUGAAGUGAGCAGCGGGAGCGGCGACCCGUUGACCCGUUGACCCGAGGAUCGACUCGCCUUCUGGUUUCCUGGAGCUUCGGCCGGUCCGAAGCCGUGAGAGGAAAACCUCGUCAGUUUGCACUUUAUGUCGAGUUCUGUGGCAGCACUUGUCCGCACUCCGUUCAGAUGUUUUCGUGAUGUCGAGGGCGACUACAUGAAACGUUUUCGUUGAGUCGCGAGAGGAGGUUUUAGUUUGGUUUUUUUUUAGAUUUUAGGAGAUCGUGAUGAAAUUCAAACACCAAAAUCAUUCAGGUGUCGUCAGAGUUUUGCUAGAACUUCAUUUAAAUGCCCUCUUUUGUCAGCAAAGUUUACCAUAAGCUUUUUUCUUUUUCUUCUUUCCCCUCUUCAAUCCUUAAACUCCUCCAGUAAUUACUUUACAGCAGUUUCAGUUUAUUUAAAUUGGCUUCUCUGCACAAGUUUAGAGAAACACCACAUCGCGACAUAUGAGGGGUAAUCAAGAAAGUCUAUAAAAAGCAAGAAGUGCCCCUGAUUUAACUGUUACUGCAUUUCCUUUGAUGUCGCCUCCUUGUGCAGCAACACUCUGCUCCCGGUACUCCUGCACAUUCAUAGAUGCACGUUUGCAAUUUCACCGUGGAUCUCAAACUUAUGCAAAUUCUGUCAAACUGACCCGACCGGCAUGUGGAGGAUCGUAACUGGUGAUGAGAGACGGGUUAGCGGCUAGCACCCAGAGACCCAACAGCAGCUUUCAAAGGGGAAACACCAACAAUCUCCAUAACGAGCUUGUUGUUUUCUUCAAAAUUCUCAUAGUUGUGCACCGGUGAUCAAUUCCCCAUAGUCAGACUGUCAAAGUCAAGUUCUCCUGUGAUGUUGUCAGGCGUCUAAAGAAGAACAUUCGACACAGAUCACCUGAGUUGCAGCAUGGAAGCACCCAUUUUUUUGGCCCCACCAGCACAAUCAUUGCACCCGACUCACCGUACUCGCCAGAUUUGAUGGUGAUCCCUGUGACGUCUACCUCCUCCACAAAAUUAAAUUAAAGUAAAAAAUGUCUCGGUUUUGACACAGUUUAGAAGAUCCGGAUGCUAUACGCAUUAAUAGAACAGAGCUUCCAGCCUCACAGACGUUGCAGGAGCCCUGGGAGCAGAGUAGUGCUGCACCGAACUUCGAAUGGGAUUGCAGCUAAAUUUAAACCGGGUUUACUUUUGAUCACACCCUGUAAGACUUUACAUAACAUCAGACGUAUACGUAAUUCCCUUCAGCGUAGUGUCCUUGCACAGUGAUACACUGCUCUCAGUGCUCCUGCAACAUUUGCAGUGCUCCCCUGACCACUUUGCAAUUCCACCGUGGAUCUCAAAGUCUUAUAGCAAAUUCUUUCAAACUGAUCCAACAAUCAGGUCGAAGCCAUCACCGAUGAUGAGCGGUGACCUGAACGGCAGCAUGAAAGCCAACGUUUGGGACAUGCCAACAAAAUGAUUCCUCCCUACUUUGAUUUGGCUCCCUGCAAUUACGACCUCGUCCUCCAAAUUAAAUUGACGUUAAAAUGUUGUUGUCAGAUGAUGCUUGACACAUGUAUACAACGGAGGUUCUUGGUGAUGUGUUGCAGGAGCUCUGGCUGGAGUAUUUGCUUUCUGUGCGUACGGAUCAGAUCAUCUUUUGUCAUAAUCAGAAUGAAUCUGGCACCUUUUUGCUGCUGCACACUGUCCAGAAUCAUAACCGAGAAUCCUACUGGCUUAAAUUCGUCGACAUAAAUGUGAUGCGAUGGAGUUAAAACAGGAUGAAACCAACUUUCUGUGCAGUUUUCAGAGCAUCGACUCCCCGCUGAAGGCACCGCGUCAGCACUGAACGUGAUCAGGAGUUUAUAAAACCACUGAGCAGAAUUUCUAAAAACGCUUUUGUUUUGUGUUUUUUAGUUUUAUGUUGUUGUUCCCUGUUGAUCGGGGGAAACCACAAGAACCACUCAGUGCCUGCAAAGUUCCUCUUAUAUGAUCCUGAAGCGCCGCCAAACCUGCGAGUGGCCGUGAUGGUGACGAGAGAAACGCUGCUUCCUCUUUGUUUCAGUUUUGCUCCGUUAUGAGUUACAGGUGGAAGUGUUUUGGAAAUCCCACCGCAUGAUGUGUUCGGUUGUGGUACAGACUGUUCUGGUUUCACUGGCCACAAGAGGAAACAAAAGGGGGGAGUUUCUGCAGCUGUCAAAGCUCGUCGCUGCCCCCUGGUGGAGCAGCGGCGGGUUUGAGCACCACCCCGGGCCCUUUGGUGUUUCACAGAAAGUGUUUACUGUGAGUUUGUUUACCGCCGCCUUCCGAUGAACAAACACCAAAGAGGCAAGAAAAAAAAAAGGAGUGUCUGCUCCAAACACAGAAGAGAAAUGGCGACCAGCUGGCUGGUGUUGUGCAUUUUUGCUUCGUUGUCAAAGCAGCUUCUCAGUUGCUCGACAAACGUUCCCACUUUUUAAGGAUUUAACAUGUAAAGAGUCUUAAAAUCUUGUUUUUCUGUUUGUAUGAAGGCUGAUAAAGCUGCAAAUGGGGUAAAUAUCUCCUCUUAUUUUCACAAAACUAAGUGAAGAUUGGAACAUCUGACUGAUUAAUGGAUGCCAGAUGGAUUUUUCUGGCAAUUCCAGCACGUUGCUGUUCAUCGGUUAGGUUUUCAGAGUCGUACUUCUGCAGCACGGGAAGUUUGUCUUGGAUGUUUUACAGAUUUAAAACUGAGAUCAAUUGUAAAACACAAAGAAAUGAACCCGCUGUUGAAAGGCCUUAACGUUACGUGAACUUAUUCUGCUUGAAUGUCAGGAAAAUUCAGUAAUUUCCAAAAAAAAAUUGAAAAAAAGGUUCUUCUACUUCAGCUGUAAAUGACUCGUUUAAUUACAGUUUUGACAGUCAGUCGAUCAUUUUUCUUGCAAAAAAAAGUCAAAACUUUGUUGGUUGUAGCUUCUCAGGUUUGUCAUAAUACCAUAUUUUAUGGAUUAUUUUUAUGUUUUUGGACUUUUAGUCAAACAAAAUAAGUGAUUUAAAGAAACUAAGAGUCGAUGCAAAGAUGCUGAAUUUACAGAAAAAAGCACCAAAUGUUCACACGUUCCAAUUUAAAACCAGCAAAUGAUUCACAUCAUUAAUUAUCUUUAUAGUUGUGGGUCAUUUUCUGCUAAGCAGCGAAUCAGCAAUAUAAAAAAAAUCAGAUUUUAAGACUCUAGUAGUAAUUUUUUGUUAUUUUUUCAGUAAAGCUGCACGUUUCCUCCUCGAAUUUUUAUUUUUUAUUUUUUUCAAAACACUACAAAUUAUUUUUUCAUUAAUCGCACGGUUUGUUGUUAUUCUCACGUUUGGGGAUGAACCACUGAAAAGUUUAUUCUGAAUCUGGGUUUACGUCACCGCAGCCUUUUGUAUUCUACUUACUGCAUUUAUUUAUGCAUUUUUUGUUUCUUAUUCUUUUUUUUUUUUUUUCCAUCUGGAGGUCGGUUAUAAGCUACGCACACGACUCGCCUCCCCGAGCUUCUUCUGUUGUUGUUGUUUUGUUUUUAAUUGUAGUGUUUCUAACAGAUUAUUCUACGGUAACAAAGCUAGUAUAACCUGAAUUUAUAGGAAGCCGAGUUGGAAGUGUGAAAGCUUCUCCAGACGCCGUGGAGUCGCCACAGUUCUGUCGUCGUCGGUGUGUUUCUGCAGAAGCUGCUUCUGAAACAAUAAAAAGCUAAUCUGA